Pangasianodon hypophthalmus (striped catfish) is the source of this 3961-nucleotide messenger RNA. It is a transcript of the gene depdc1, whose product is annotated as DEP domain containing 1a. Gene Ontology annotation, biological process: intracellular signal transduction. Bases 235 to 2631 code for a protein of 798 amino acids. The record is from RefSeq and is a predicted model, not a curated record. The transcript has 12 exons. Lineage: Eukaryota; Metazoa; Chordata; Actinopteri; Siluriformes; Pangasiidae.
UCCAAUCACAAUGCACCCGAGCGCAGCGGUAUCAUUUCAAACAGUCGGUUUGGUGUGCAGAGCAGCAGCCAUGUUGUGCGCUUACUGCAUGUCUGCAUACUUUAAGUAGCAAGCUGUGGUUUUGUCUUUUAGUUUGUAGAUGUUAUGCAUUUAUUGUGCAUUAAUUAAACAUAGAAUCUUGCUGAAUGUGUCGCUGAAGGUCCUUUUGUCUCGGAUGUCAGUGGUACAGACUCAAUGGACUCGCACAUUAUCACACCAGGUCCUUACAGAGCCACUAAACUGUGGAAUGAAGUAACUAAGCUUUUCCGGGCGGGGAUGCCUGUGAAGAAGCAUCGGCAGCACUUGAAGGCUUAUCCGAACUGCUUCACCGCCACCGCAGCUGUAGACUGGUUGCACGACCUCCUCAGAAACAACUGUAACUUUGGACCUGAGGUCACCAGGCAGCAGACUGUCCAGCUUUUAAAGAAGUUCUUAAAAAAUCAUGUCAUUGAGGAUGUAAAAGGACGAUGGGGUGUGGAGGACUUGGACGACAACAGUCAGCUCUAUAGGUUUCCACCAACAUCACCGCUGAAGCCGAUCCCUGCUAGUUCUCAAGGCACAAGGAAAAAGAGUUUGUCUUUGAAGGACAGAGACAGCUUCUUCAAACUGAGAGGUUCCAAGAAAUUUGACAAAGAAAUCCAAGAAAAUAUAGCUCCAGCUGUAGAAGAUUCUUCCAACGGCUCAUCCUCAGAAGAUGCUGUACACUGUAGAGAAGUCACAGAGGAAGAAAUUCAGGAUAUUUGGAAGAAUGUAACAUUGACACAUUUACAGAAGUUGCUGGGUUUGCCAUCUCUGGAAGAUGUUUUGAAUCCAGCAGAAGUAAAUUCUCACUUCAUUAUGUAUAACAUGACCAAAGUGAACAAGCAUGGAGUUGUUACUUUGGAAGAUAAGACGGAGGAUUUGCCCCACUGGGUUUUGUCAGCUAUGAAAUGUCUUGCAAACUGGCCAAAGUUUGACCAGCCAUCUUACCCAGGCUUUGAGAGGGAUGUCUUCAAAUCAGUGUCUGACUAUUUUCACAGUCUUCCCCAGCCAAUGCUGACCUUUCAGUACUAUGAAUUGUUUGUUAAUGUUCUGGUUUUGUGCGGUUAUGCCACUGCUCCCAGUACUCAGCGUGGAAAGCGUAAAAACCUGGAGGAGCUGAGCUGUCCGCAGCCAGCUAAAGCCCCUCAUCUGAACUCUGCCAAUGCCUUUAGAUCCACUGAGUGCCUCUUGCUGAGUUUGAUAAGAAAGGAGUCCUUUGAGGAGACUGAGUCCCCCAUGAAAGAGGUGUUUGCCACUAAAAUUAAGACCCAGUUUGCGGGCUCAAGGGCACACUCCAAUGGACGUCCACUUAACAGGUUUCCACUCAGGAGUUGCUCUUUGGAAAGAAUCCUGGAUGAAUCUGCAGAUUCAUGCCCAAAAUGGGAGCUCUUCAGGUCUGCUGAAAGUCUAGCAUCCUUCAGGACUAACAGCACUGACAGUUCCUCCCCUCAAGGAAGUUCUCCAGCAGAUAUGGAGUCUAAACCUGAUGGUUCUUCCUCCGUGUCCUCUAACACCUCCCCAAGUGAGACUUGUCCCACUACAGAGACUUCUCAAAGCAACAGCAGCUCAAGCUCCCAUCUCUCCUCAGAACGUCAACCCACCAGUCAGAGAACUGCCAGGCUUCGGCCCAGAAGCAUCGGGAACUGUCUUGAUAUAUUGGAGCACAGAGAAAUGUCAGCAAGUUGCUUUAGCAUCAAUGCUCCAAUAGCAGAAAUUACUAUGAGACCAGACUUGUCCUCCUCUACUGUUAAUCUUAGAGGUCCUGGGUUCGUCCGUUUGCAUGGAAGUUGCUUGGAUGUCAGCACAGGGCCAAGCAAUAGCAGACGUUAUCACAGCUCUCUAGAUCUGUGCAAGCCUGUUGUGCCGUCUCGUCCCUCAAUGUCUUCUGUUGCACGUCGCCUGAGUCCUGAGCAAAGCUUGCUGCAGCCUUCGUUGGAGCGUCUUGCCAUUGAGGCACUGCAGCUCUGCACCCUUCUCCUUCCUCCGGUUUCUCGCCGCAAACUGCAGCUGCUACUGCGCAUGAUCUCACGCAUGAGCCAGAACGUGGACAUGCCUCGGUUACAUGACACCAUCGGCACACGCACACUGAUGGUGCAAACGUUCUCUCGCUGUGUGUUGAGCUGUGAGGAGGAAGUAGAUCUGGAUGAGCUCUUGGCCACCAGGCUACUGUCCUUUUUAAUGGACCAUCAUCAAGAGGUACUCCAGGUACCCAUGUACCUGCGCAAUGCUGUUGAACAACAUAUCGCCUACCUCAGAUCACAGAAGAGACUCCCUCUUCAAACCUACGCAUUCUGCAAACAGAUCAGCACUCAGGAGUUUGAGGAGCAGAAGCUGUCUUUGUCUCAAGCAGCUGUUGCAGAGCUGCUGGAGAGCAUCAUCAAGGACAAAGGCAUGUCAGUCAAGGAGAAGAAGAAGAAGCUUAGACUGUUUCAGAAGGAAUAUCCUGACAUCUACUCUCGCCGCUUCCCCACCACAGAGAGCGAGGCACAGCUUUUUGCAGAUAAACCAAAGAUCAAACCACCAAUGUUGAUUGGCAUGAGGAAGGCUAAAGCAUUUAGCAUUCGAAACUGAAUACCUCUGAAAAUACGUGUUGUAGCGGUGUGUACGUGAGUGUCAUGUGGUUAUGUCAUGGAUGCUUUAGGAAUAGCUCUUCAUUGUUGGGGGUCAAACAAACAUAUAUGUUUUUGCGUUUGUGUUAACUCGCCUAGUAAGAGCAGAAAGAGCAAGUGGUCCACAUGACUGGGAUUACCAUUACGUUGUACUAUUGCCUGGGAUUGAAGUGUUUUUAUGUCAUGCCGUUUAAGGGACGACAGUUGUUGUUGUUGUUGUUUUUAAUGAAUUUUUUUUCCCUCACUUUAUAUAUUUGUUAUUUAUUUUAUGCACAUAGUUGCCUUGCAUUCGUGGGAGCUAUAAAACAGUUUCAUUUUCCAUAUUCAUAAAAUAAAGGGCAUUUCAGGGUUAGUUUUAGUGGUUUUAGCAUUCUCUGUUAAUAGUUUGGGAAAUUUUAACUCUGGUGCUUUAAACUAAGCCUGUCUAACUGGAAUCAUAGGUGAGUAGAAUUUUACAUGAAAUGUUUACAAAAGGAUUAACAGCUAUUCAUUUAAGCAAGGUUGUUUAUAAACCAAAUGAAGGUUUGUUUAAUAACAUUAUUUGUUGGUCUGUUUUAUUUAUACUUUAUCAGUGUUCCCCGUCUGUUCAUGUAAACAUUUUUUCCCCAGAUUUUAACUAAUGUGUUAUUACUAGUUUGAUUGGUUUGUUGUGAACUCAUUUCUGUUUUACCAUUUAAUAUGAAUUCAAGCUCAACUGGCACCGUAAUUCCAGCAUAGUAACUUGAAAACUAAAUUCACACUCAUGCUCUAGAGGGUUUUUUUUCCCCACUGCAGUUUUUCUAUCAGUUUUUCUGAGUGUAUGCUUUAUAAUGGGAUACAUUUUUAACUUUGCUAGGCAAGUGAACCUUUAGUUUCAACCUGCUAUGCAAUAGAAAUGAUUUUUGCACUAUUUAUCACAUCACUGGCCUCACAGAACAUCAGAUUUUGUCAUCUGAUGUCUAUUUAAAUGUCAUCAUAACAGUUUAUCUAACCAUUUAGAAAAGUUUUUAGCCUGACAGUCUAGUAUUUUUAAUAUAAUGUUUUAAUAUUUGUUUGAGUACAUUGUUUUGAUAUUAAAAUAUAAUUAAAAAUAAAUUCAUUCAACCUGCUACUGAAGUCUGCUCUGGGCCAGGCCUUCCAAAAAUUAUUUGCUCUGAUUGCUACUGACGUCAGUGUUGAUGUGUGAUCAUGAGCAGUAUUCAUGAUGUGAUGCUUUUGUUUACCACACCAUUUGAUGGUUAUUAACCAUGCCAGGAUUUUCUGUGAUGUACAGUUUCUAUGGAUUUUAUGCUAUGCAAUAAAAGAAAAGGAAA